ACUGCUUGAAGCAACUGCCCAACGAAGAAGCAAGAAAGAGAAUAGGAGGCUUCCAUUUCCAUGGCCGCACGCACCUAAACAACUCUUCCCUUUGAAGCCAAACCUUCCAUCAUCAAUCCCCCAAAGUGAAAGCUCGCAAGCAAGUACAAAGCAAACGCCCAAAGUAAAAGCAAAAGCAAAGAAAAAUAAAGAAAACCAAGAAAAAAUCCACCAUAAUAUGAUAAUCGUGACCUGACCUUCCAGGCUUCUCCUGUUUCUUUGGAAUUUAGACUCUCUCUCUCUCUCUCUCUCCAUAUACCUAACUGAGACUGUGAGGAGUUCUUGCUUUGCAGCUCAAGGCCGUGUCUUUGCUUUGCACCUUUGCAGUGGGGGGAGAAGAUGGGCUCUCUGUCCGCUUCUCCGGUGCUUCCUUCGAAGCCGAGGCCGUCGAUCUUCGAACAGCACCGGUCUGCUCUCCCCUACAGGAGACACUCCAAGAAGAAGAACCUGUCGUUUGUUCCGGUUGCGAGGCUGUUCGGGCCGGCGAUCUUCGAGGCCUCGAAGCUGAAGGUUCUGUUCCUGGGGGUGGACGAAAAGAAGCAUCCAGGGAAUCUACCGAGGACUUACACGCUUACUCACAGCGAUAUCACCUCCAAGCUCACGUUGGCCAUAUCGCAGACCAUAAACAACUCUCAGCUGCAGGGAUGGUACAACAGGUUGCAGAGGGACGAGGUGGUGGCGGAGUGGAAGAAGGUGAAGGGGAAGAUGUCUCUCCAUGUCCACUGCCACAUUAGCGGCGGCCACUUCCUGCUGGAUCUCUGCGCCAAGCUCAGAUACUUCAUCUUCUUCAAAGAACUCCCCGUGGUGCUAAGCGCUUUCGUACACGGAGAUGGCAACCUGCUGAACCAGUACCCGGAACUGCAGGAGGCACUGGUGUGGGUCUACUUUCAUUCGAACAUUCCCGAAUUCAACAAGGUCGAGUGCUGGGGCCAACUGAGGGAGGCCGCCGCUCCCAACAACACCGGGUCCCACCGGAAGGAGGACCUGCAGGAAGCUCCCUCAAGCAACUUCAACGCCUGGAGCGUACCGGAGACGUGCCAUGAGGACUGCGAGUGCUGCUUCCCUCCAAUGAGCUCAAUCCCGUGGUUGCAGAAGCUUCACGAGCACGACGGAGAAAGCAGGGCCCUCCAACAGACUCGGACCGAGGUUGUUGAACAAUAGCUUUUGUCGUCUGUCUAUGCCUAGAAACAUCACCAUAGUCAUCGUCAUCAUCCAUCAGUCAGUUAUAGAUUCUUUAGAAGUCUCGUGAUUUGUCUGUAAAUACGUCCAAUGGAAUUAUGGAAAUGUGGAUAGAGUGGCUAAUCGGUCAUUUAAACUUGGAGAUUCCUUAGUAUUGUAGAACAGUACGAGGAACUCUAGAAGAAAGAAGCAGCUGUAUGCGAAAUUGAUGAUUGUAAAUUCAUAAUUGUUCCCUCGAUAAAAAAAAAAAAAACCUUCCUUUGA
Molecule: messenger RNA, 1482 nt
Organism: Punica granatum (pomegranate)
Lineage: Eukaryota; Viridiplantae; Streptophyta; Magnoliopsida; Myrtales; Lythraceae
Source: RefSeq, a predicted model, not a curated record